AUGAACAACAUCGCAUACAGACGCUUGGACUCGUCAAGGCGCGAGAUCCGCUUGAUCGAGAUACAGUCGGCACGCGAUAUCAGCGCUCCCAUCGAUUGCCGUCUUGUUACUGUCCGCCUGAACGACGACCUGGAGUUCAUCGCCCUGUCCUCGCUGUACGGGGACUCCUCCGAGACCGAUAAGAUCUUCGUCAAUGGCCAGGCCAUUACCAUCACUGCUCACCUCUCCCUGGCUUUGAAACACAUCCGUGCCGUCUUCUACCCGACAAUAUCCCAGCGCUUCCAGCGCACACCUGUACGGAAGCCUCACGGAGGUCCACGAUGGUUAAGACAGCUUCUCGGCAUGAGCACCUCUCGCCCUCCAGUCGAGGGCCGGGCGCUGAGGGUGUGGUGCGAUUUCCUCUGUGUCAACCCGCGCGACGAGUGGGAAAGAUCAAAACAGCACUCUGACAUGCGUAACAUCUACAGAUCGGCCGAGCUUGUCGUCGGCUGGCUGGGUGACAAGACGGAGCACACGGACUCGGGUAUGUUGGCGUUUGCUGAGAUUGAGGAUGCUAUGCCGCCUCACUGGGGAGACCCCGGAGACCGGGAGAGGAACCCACAAGACUACUCGCCAACGCAUGAGUGGGCGAAGAAGAUCACGCAUAUUUGGACUGACGGGCCCAAUGGCGAGAUUCCCUUCUUGAUGCCACGUUGGGUCGGCGGCACAGACUUCAUGCUCCGCCCAUACUUCCAGCGCCGCUGGAUCCUCGAGGAGCUUGCCAUGGCGCGAUUCCCUACGUUCCUGAUCGGCGACAUUAUCGUGCCUUGGAAACAGGUGCUUCGCCUGAACCGGAUGUUGGAGGAGUUUAAGUAUCAACGUUCUGACGUCUUCCCUGCGCAUUUGUCCGAAUUAAUUGCCGAUCUGCCCCUUGAAUCUGCAGCCAAGCUGCUGGAUGAAUUUGCCAAGAAAGAAGCAUUAGAGGACGCCAAAAUCCUUCAAGAGCACGCCACAAGUAGCCGAGCUACAUCCUCAAGCAGAUCCACCAACAAUUGA
This is a messenger RNA of Colletotrichum truncatum, 1035 nucleotides long. RefSeq names its product Heterokaryon incompatibility protein 6, OR allele 13. NCBI's taxonomy places the organism in Eukaryota, Fungi, Ascomycota, Sordariomycetes, Glomerellales, Glomerellaceae. The record is from RefSeq and is a predicted model, not a curated record.